UUCGUCGUCACCGACCUCCGGCGCCUCUUCUAAUUGCUGAUCUCUGUCUCUUUAUGCUUCUGUCGCUUGCUUCUGACACUUUGGUAUGAGUUUGCCGUUGGUAUUUUGUUCUGUUCUUAUUUGUGGGCUUAUUUGGCUGCCCUACUUUAUGUCUGGCUAUUUUGGACUUCUCGUUUCUUCUUGGUCUUGUUAUUUUACUGCUCUUGUUUGCUGGUGAUCGCGGUUUGUUGAUGAUUGUGGCUGCCUCUGUGUUAUUGGCAUAGUUUCUGGUUGGUAUAUUUGCAAUGAGCUCUGGCACUGCCUCUGUUUCUAGUUCUAGUACUGUGACUUCCGCUGUUAGUCGUUCUUCCCGGUCUCGUGACAGGUUGUCCAUUACCUCUACCUUAUUGAAUGGUCGAAAUUAUGCUGUUUGGGCUAAGGCUGUUGAAGUCUAUUAUGUCGGGGAGUCCGACUAUCAUUAUCUUACUGAUGAUCCUCCCGCGGCGACUGCCGCAUCAUAUGGUGCUUGGGUUCCUGCAGAUGCUAAGAUUCGUGUUGAGCUUUAGAAUAGUAUGAAGGAAAAUAUUAAGAAUACUCUGGUUUUCUUAUCUACUGCGAAAAAAGUAUGGAUGAAGGUUAAGGAGAUGUUUUCUGGGGCUGAUAAUCUCCGCCAGACUUAUGCUCUUCAUCAACAGUUCUUUUCUCUUGACCUUGGCAACUUAUCCUUGGAAGAGUAUUAUGCCAAGUUCUGUGGUGUGUGUGAGGAGCUCAACACUUGUGAGCCUAUUUCUUCAGACAUUCAAGUUAUAGAGCAUCAGCGUGAGCGCUUGCAGGUAGCUCGUUUUCUGUUUGGUUUACCUUCGCCAGCGUAUGAUUCUAUCCGGUCCAAUCUUUUGGGUGGUAGAGAUUUACCUUCUCUCAGUGAGGUGUUCAGUCGUGUCCGUCAGGCCUCUGUUCCUGACUCCAGUGUUGAUUUGACCCCUGCUGCCCACUCAGCUUUGGUUACCACGAUUCCUCGUGGUGGUACUUCUUCUCGUGGUUUUGACCGUGGGGGAGGCAGUCGUGGUCCUACUGGCUGUGGAUAUGGUCGUGAUUCUGGUAGCAGUGGUCCGAUGCAGUCUGUUGGUGGUCGUGAUUCUGGUAGUGGUGGUCGUGGUCGUGAUUUUAGUCGUGCUCGUGCUCGUGGGUCUCGUUCCUGCACCUAUUGCCAUGGUACUAAUCAUACAGUUGAUUUUUGUUGGAUUCUUCAUGGCCGCCCAUCUGCUCAUCAGGUUACUGUUUCUGAGGAUGAUGGCUCUGUUUCUGUGCCCAGCUCCAUUCCACGAGUUGUUACUAUUCCAGAGGAUGAGUAUCAUCGCCUGAUUUCCCAACCGUCCCCUUAUGUGCCCUCCUCUUCCACUGCUACGUUCGCUCAGAAAGGCUCCACCUUUGCUGGCCUGGCCUCUAAUACUCCGUGGGUUAUUGAUUCUGGAGCUACCGAUCAUAUGACAGGUCACUCCAUCCACCUCUCUGGUUCUCGUCCUCUUGUGAAGUCUUCUAGUGUUGCCUUGGCUGACGGUUCCUCUUCUGACAUUGCUGGAUCUCCAGACGGGGAAGAAGAUUGGUGGCGGUGUUGAGUGUGGUGGUCUAUACUAUUUUGACACUGGCGAACGCGCACCUCCUGCCUCUGUUGCUUUUCAGGCUUCCGUAUCUCCUUAUGAACAUCAUUGCCGUCUUGGUCAUCCCUCCCUUCAGACUCUCCAGCAGUUAGUUCCGUCGUGUCGUGGUCUUCAGUCUUUGCCAUGUGAAGUCUGUGAGUUCAGUAAACACCGUCGUGUUUCUUUUCCACCUAGAGUAGA
This is a messenger RNA of Rhododendron vialii, 1817 nucleotides long. RefSeq lists its product as uncharacterized. The transcript is spliced from 2 exons. Lineage: Eukaryota; Viridiplantae; Streptophyta; Magnoliopsida; Ericales; Ericaceae. The coding region runs from base 552 to 1595 and encodes 347 amino acids. The record is from RefSeq and is a predicted model, not a curated record.